AUGCCGAUUAUCAACGGCCAGAAGAUGGCCUGCGCGCCAUGCAUUCGUGGCCAUCGCUCGACAAAAUGCAACCACUUCUACGAGCGGGUGAUGGUUCCAGUCCGGAAACCCGGCCGCCCGCUCAGUACUUGCCCCUGCCCCCCCGGCCGACCAUGCUCAUGCGGUGGAGUUCGCGUAGCUAUUCCGAAGCAUCAGAAGUGCGGGUGCCCGACCGGAUCGGAAGAGACCGAGGAGCAUGAGAAGGAACAUUUCCCGAGUGAGGCUCCCUUAUCCCCGUCGAAGCCUUCAUUUCGAGCUGGGAAAUCGAAUGGCGUCUCCAAAGCGAGCAGCCGGAAGCAGUCGUUCGAUCCCGCCAAUUUGGAGAGGAUGGACCCGAGAUCAAUCAAUUUGAUUACUGCUACAAACGGCAACGGGAUCCCAAACGGGGCCAUCAAUGGGCACGGUAACGGAAUCCCGCUCGCGACUAGUCCGAUCCUCCAAGCUUCACAUUCCGACCUGGCCGGAUUCGGCUCAAGCAUUCGGGUCGUACCGGCUGGUCCCAGCAGCGCAUUUGCAUCCCCUAACCCAAACUUCGUCUCACCAAUGCCGUACAACAUGGGUUUCCAGUACGGCCAACCGGGCCCGCCUCCACACGGCAUCAAACUAGAAGAUGGACUCUACCCUGCCCCCAAUGGUGGCUUUGCCGCGGCAAUACCGGCCACCUCUUUCCUCAACGGAAACCAAACCGCGCAUGUUCUGGGCAACGGCGGCCAGACAGCAAUCUCCAUUCCGAAGGCCAACGGCAACUCUACAAAUGGCGGAAGCUGUUGUGGCGGAAAGGCACCGAAACCGGCUCCAGCAGCAACUUCGCCUCCUCCUCCGGCCUUAGUCCCACAUGGAGUUCCUGUAUCUCAGCCCGGAUAUGUACAUCAAUUUCCUCCGCAGCCACGGACCACAUCUCCGGUGGUAAACAGCUGUUGUGCGAAUAAGGCCCAGCCGCCCGCCCCACCCGCAAACACCGACGCAACACCGCUUCCAGUCUAUAACCAACCCUACAUGCCGCAAUUUCAAUAUCAAACGGUUUUCAGGUAUCCAGGGGAUUAUGGAUCUUGGCAACACCCCAUCGACCCUGUCAUCUGGCAACAGGUCGCGUCACAGACGAAUGCGCCCGUCCACCCGCCCAUGUCCCCCACCACGAACGGCGACAAGAAGGCGGAUGACGGCCCGAGUCAUCAAUGCCACUGCGGGGAGGGAUGCCAGUGUGUCGGCUGCCUGGCGCAUCCUUUCAAUGCCCAGAUGUUCCAGUACGUCAACAACGCCUACAAUGGAAGCACCGGAAACAGUCCUACCGGGGCGGAACAUGCGAAGGGAGCCCCGCAGGGUCCUACCGUGGCGACUGGGCAGGAUUCACCUGCCGAAGCGCCCACUCCGGCGACCAGCGAAGGGUCUCCCGGCCGGGAGGAGCAGUCCCUCUCGACGAUGGACUACUUUUUCGUCAAUUUACCGAUUUCGGGACUCUGCGAGGGUCAAUUGGAGUCGUGCCCAUGCGGAGACAGCUGCGAUUGCCCCGGUUGUUUGGUCCAUAGCAUUCCGCUGAACCAGGGGUAG
Molecule: messenger RNA, 1587 nt
Organism: Dichotomopilus funicola
Lineage: Eukaryota; Fungi; Ascomycota; Sordariomycetes; Sordariales; Chaetomiaceae
Exons: 2
Coding region: 1-1587 (528 amino acids)
Biological process (GO): positive regulation of transcription by RNA polymerase II; intracellular iron ion homeostasis; intracellular copper ion homeostasis
Cellular component (GO): nucleus
Molecular function (GO): RNA polymerase II cis-regulatory region sequence-specific DNA binding; copper ion binding; DNA-binding transcription factor activity, RNA polymerase II-specific
Source: RefSeq, a predicted model, not a curated record